Molecule: messenger RNA, 635 nt
Organism: Caenorhabditis auriculariae
Lineage: Eukaryota; Metazoa; Nematoda; Chromadorea; Rhabditida; Rhabditidae
Source: the annotation of a GenBank genome assembly
AUGGGUUCUACGACAAGCGCGAAUUUUAUUUCCAUAGAGUCCACCUUUCGAAGAUUACUGUAUGGAAAAGUCCGCAUUUUGGCGUGAACUUUGUGUGUUUACACUUCUGUUGCGUAAAUUUUUCGACAGCGCAUUUUUCAAAACUCCUUCCACGCUUCUUGACAUAUUUCUCCCAUAAAUUGAAAAGGGUGAUUCAUUUUAAGUUUUCUGUCGUUAUAAUCCAUUUCGAUGAAUUUUCAAAUUAGAGAAAAAAACGUGGAGAAAUUGUGGAACUCGGAAACUGCUUUUCGGAAACGGAAAGCGAGUGCUCUGUCAAAUUCCGAAUCUCAAUCAUCAGAUUGAUCUUCAAAAAUUAUCGAAACCUUCUUGAGGAACUGUGAGUGAACUACUGGCCCCCCGACGAGCCGACGACUCCCUGGACGGCCUCAGGGACUGGACGUUCGUCAGCGUACACUUCUGGGGCGAGCCGUCGCUCGGCUCCUGGCAGCUGACGAUUCUCAACGGAGCUCCCGCGGUACAAAUCCCAUCCAAUGUGUCCAUCUCAAUAAAAAGGCUGUUAUUUGAAGGCCAACAACAGCGGCCCCAUGAAGUUGAUCGUCCGUGGCACGAAACGAAAUCCCGAUCAGUUGCAGUAA